Chlorocebus sabaeus (green monkey) is the source of this 4223-nucleotide messenger RNA. It is a transcript of the gene HACL1, whose product is annotated as 2-hydroxyacyl-CoA lyase 1. Gene Ontology annotation, cellular component: peroxisome. Gene Ontology annotation, molecular function: magnesium ion binding; catalytic activity; thiamine pyrophosphate binding. Gene Ontology annotation, biological process: fatty acid alpha-oxidation. The record is from RefSeq and is a predicted model, not a curated record. Lineage: Eukaryota; Metazoa; Chordata; Mammalia; Primates; Cercopithecidae.
UCCUGUCCGUCAGAGGUGCAGUCCCAACGGGGGCGUACCGCCGUUUUCGCGUUUGCCUCGCUGGGUGACUCCGCUUGUUUGUCGGCUGCGUGAGUGCCUAGAGCUUUUUGGUGGAAGAUGCCGGACAGUAACUUCGCAGAACGCAGCGAGGAGCAGGUGUCUGGUGCUAAAGUCAUCGCCCAGGCCCUGAAAACGCAAGAUGUGGAGUACAUAUUUGGAAUCGUAGGCAUCCCAGUGACCGAAAUUGCCAUUGCUGCCCAGCAGCUAGGCAUCAAGUACAUCGGGAUGAGGAAUGAGCAAGCGGCUUGUUAUGCUGCCUCCGCGAUUGGAUAUCUGACAGGCAGGCCAGGAGUCUGCCUUGUUGUUUCUGGCCCAGGUCUCAUCCAUGCCUUGGGUGGUAUGGCAAAUGCAAACAUGAACUGCUGGCCCUUGCUUGUGAUUGGUGGUUCCCCUGAAAGAAACCAAGAAACGAUGGGAGCUUUCCAGGAGUUUCCUCAGGUUGAAGCUUGUAGAUUAUAUACCAAGUUCUCUGCCCGUCCAAGCAGCAUAGAAGCUGUUCCUUUUGUUAUUGAAAAGGCAGUGAGAAGCAGUAUCUAUGGUCGUCCAGGUGCUUGCUAUGUUGACAUACCAGCAGAUUUUGUGAACCUUCAGGUGAAUGUGAAUUCUAUAAAGUACGUGGAGCGCUGCAUGUCACCUCCUAUUAGCAUGGCAGAAACCUCUGCUGUGUGCACGGCAGCUUCUGUUAUUAAGAAUGCCAGACAGCCCCUUCUUAUCAUCGGGAAAGGUGCUGCUUAUGCUCAUGCAGAAGAGAGUAUCCAGAAAUUGGUGGAGCAAUAUAAACUGCCAUUUUUGCCCACCCCUAUGGGGAAGGGUGUUGUCCCUGACAACCAUCCAUACUGUGUAGGUGCAGCCAGAUCCAGGGCUUUGCAAUUUGCUGAUGUAAUUGUGUUAUUUGGUGCCAGACUAAAUUGGAUUUUACAUUUUGGACUGCCUCCAAGAUACCAGCCAGAUGUGAAGUUUAUCCAGGUUGAUAUCUGUGCAGAAGAAUUGGGUAAUAAUGUAAAGCCGGCUGUUACUUUACUAGGAGACAUAAAUGCUGUCACUAAGCAGCUUUUAGAGGAACUUGAUAAAACACCAUGGCAGUAUCCUCCAGAGAGCAAGUGGUGGAAAACUCUGAGAGAAAAAAUGAAGAGCAAUGAAGCUGCAUCCAAGGAACUAGCUUCCAAAAAAUCUCUGCCUAUGAAUUAUUACACAGUAUUCUACCAUGUUCAAGAGCAACUACCUAGAGACUGUUUUGUGGUAAGCGAAGGAGCAAAUACUAUGGACAUCGGACGGACUGUGCUUCAGAACUACCUUCCUCGCCACAGGCUUGAUGCUGGUACUUUCGGAACAAUGGGAGUUGGUUUAGGAUUUGCUAUUGCAGCUGCCAUGGUGGCUAAAGAUAGAAGCCCUGGGCAACGGGUCAUCUGUGUGGAAGGAGACAGUGCAUUUGGGUUUUCUGGCAUGGAGGUGGAAACCAUCUGCAGGUACAACUUGCCAAUCAUACUCUUGGUAGUGAAUAACAAUGGAAUUUACCAAGGUUUUGAUACUGAUACUUGGAAAGAAAUGUUAAAAUUCCAAGAUGCUGCUUCAGUGGUCCCUCCAAUGUGCUUGCUGCCAAAUUCACAUUAUGAGCAAGUCAUGACUGCAUUUGGAGGAAAAGGGUAUUUUGUACAAACACCAGAAGAACUCCAAAAGUCCCUGAGGCAGAGCCUAGCAGACACAACUAAACCCUCUCUUAUCAACAUCAUGAUUGAGCCACAAGCCACACGGAAGACCCAGGCUUUAGUUGAAGAACCGUCAAUCCUCCUGUUGUCAUAAAGCAUUUUGGGGUCUCCUCGGAAGUCCCUGACCUUCCCUGACUUCCUAUCUCCCUACCAAGAAUGUGGUUUUGCAUCCUCAGAGUUGAGUGAUUCUUGGACUCACAGCCUUUCUGAGUCUGGUUUCAGGCAAAGACAAGGUUGAUUGGUGCUCCAUGGAGAACAUGUCUAGGCCUAAAGGCUAGAGCACUGGUGACAUCUGAUUCGAUGUGUCAUUCAGCAGCCUGCAUGGCUCAUAUCUAGUCUUGCUAGUCAUUGUUCCAGCCAGCCAAUGACCUGAACCUCUGCUGCCGUCUCCAGAACUUCACAUAAGCCUCAGUUUUCUCAUUUGUAAAAUGGGAAUUAUAAUUCUACUCUUGCUGCCUCACUUAUGAGUAUCAAAUGAAAAAAAAGGUAAAGAUUUUAUACAAAAUAAAGCCCUAUAUAAAAAGUAUCAUACCCGUAACGUGUUUAGUGUACAACAUGUAGAUAAAAGUGGGGAGCUAAAUAAUAAGAGUUAAAUAAAAAUGGGUUUGAGGGUCAAGUAUGUUGGGGGAAAAGCAAAGUCAAUGCAUUUCUUUACUGCAGGACUUCUCAGUGUUUUUGAUAUGCCAAUAUAUGUUGUCAGUUUCCAACAGUGACAUAAAACAGGCAGGGUUUCCUAAUGUCCAUGAACUCCUCUGCUUUUCAAAAACCGCACAUCUCAGAAUGAGCACACCUCCCAGCAUGGUAUGAAAAACACUGUAUUGGAUAAGAUUACUGUCGCUAGUGUUGUGAUUGCACUCCAGAUGGCUCAAGGCCAGCCUACCAUCUCUGCCCUGAAAGUGAGGAAAACCAAGAUCCUGGCCCUGGAGAUGUAACUAUGGGCGAAAUGCCUGGAUAAGUCUGAUGGGUCUUAUCAGACUCGUUAGCUCUUCUGGCCCUCUGACGAAGCUAUGCUUUGCAUUUCCAGGCCCCAUCAGUUCUGGCUUUGAUUUAAGCCCGAGUUGCCAGGGAACAGUGAGCUGUGAGGAGGGGCUUUCCUGGGGCUUCUCAGUUGCCCAGGCUUGCCUGGCUAUGACCUCUGCAUUAACUGAAGUGUCAUCCAUUCUGGGCCAGAGAGACCAGGCUCAGAGCUCUGUUCCUCUGCCAGGACCAAUCAAUAACUCUGCUCUUCACAACACGUCUGCGAAAGACUUGUUGGACCUCGGGCAUGCAGGAUUGGCGCCUUUUUCCUUUCUGCUGUUUUUUUUUACUCCUAAGGCUGCCAUAACUUGAUUUUGUAAAAAUAGAAUUUUGUUUUUCAAUUACAAAUUAAAUAAAGCUCAUUGUAAAAAUUUUAAUACAAAUAUGUAUAAGCUUGAAAAGGGAAUUCUCCUUUUAUCUUCCCUCAUCCCAUAUACUGUGGGAUGUACAUCAUUUUAGAUCUUUCUCUAUGCACAUAUAAAAACUGAUAAACAGAUUUGCUUGUUGGUUCAGAAAUUUGGUCAGAUAUACUGCCACUUUCCUAUUUCACUCGACAAUGUUCCACUGACAGUCUUCCAUUUCAGUGCACACAUGUGACAUUUUUCUUAUUUUUUAAAGUCAGAUUUACUGAUGGAAAAUGUAUAUAUAAUAAAACUCACCCUUUUUGAGAGUAUGGUUUGAUGAAUUUUGACAAAAUAUACAACCACUCUAAUCAACAUAAAGAAUAUUUUCAUCACCGCUAGUUCUCUUGGGCCCCCUUCUCUUCUCACAACUCUAACCCUUGGCACCGUGGAUCUGUUCUCCAGCUCCAUAGUUUUGCCUUUUCCAGAAUGUCCUACUAAUGGAAUUAUACAGUAUGUAGCCUGUUGUGUCUGGCAUCCUUCACUUAGCAUAUUGCACUUGAGAUUCUUCCAUGUUACUUAGUUUAUUCCAUUUUAUUGCUGAGUAGUUUUGCAUUGUUUGUACACAUGCAGUUUGUUUAUCCAUUCACUGGUUGAUGGCCAUUUUGGGUUGUUUCUAGUUUUAGCUAUUACAAAUGAAGUGGUUAUGAACUUUCAUGUACAGUCUUUCUGUGGACAUGUGUUUCAUUUCUCUUGGAUAAAUACUGAAGACUAGAAUUGUUGGAUGUAUAAUAAGUAUAUAUUUGACUUUUUAAGAAACUGACUUUUUUUUCCAAAGUGGUUACACCAUUUUGUGUUCCCACUAGCAAUGUCUGAGAAUUCCAGUUGCUCCAUAUCCUCACCAACACUUGGUAUUGUCAGUCUUUUAAAUUUUAGCUAUUCUAGUAGAUGUGUAGUUGUAUCUCACUGUGGUCUUAAUUUGCAUUUCCCUAAUGACUAAAGAUGUUGGGAAUCUUUACAAAUGUUUGUCAUUAAUGUAUCUUCUUUGGUGAAAUAUAUAUUUGCAUCUUUCUCUUUCCUUCCUUCCUUUCUUCCUUCC